AUGUCCAUCGACCACAUUGGCCUCUUCGUCCCCGCCUCCAUCUACAAGGAGACGGUCGACUGGUACCUCGCCGCCCUCGCCCCCAUCGGGUUCAAAAAGUUCAUCGAGCCCAAUGAGUACGCCUGCGGCCUCGGCGUCCAACGCAGCGACUUCUGGAUCGCCUGCCACAGCGCGGACAAGGCCAACAUGCCCGUUCACAUCGGUUUCAAGGCCGAGAACCGCAAGGCAGUCGACGACUUUCAUAAGGCCGCCCUCGCUGCCGGGGCCAAGGACAACGGCGCGCCCGGGCUCCGGCCGCAGUAUCACCCCAACUACUACGGCGCCUUUGUCAUCGACCCCUCGGGAAACAACGUCGAAGUCGUCUGCCACACGCCCGAGGUCACAGAGUAA
Messenger RNA from Colletotrichum higginsianum IMI 349063, 390 nucleotides. Its product is annotated as Glyoxalase/bleomycin resistance protein/dioxygenase. Bases 1 to 390 code for a protein of 129 amino acids. The record is from RefSeq and is a predicted model, not a curated record. The transcript is spliced from 2 exons. Lineage: Eukaryota; Fungi; Ascomycota; Sordariomycetes; Glomerellales; Glomerellaceae.